AUGGCGACCACAGACAAGUCGCCGGCCACGAGUGCCAAAGAUGCGACGCCCACAAAUCCGCGGGGAAUCCCCUACGCGCCGUUUGUCGACAACGUCGAAGACUACGUCGCAACCCGCCAAGAUGUUGAACCUACGCUGCGGAGCUUCCAGGAAAUGAUUUCGAAGUACCAGUUCAUGGAGAUGAACCUCCAGCGACGGAUGGGAGGCCUGAAGGACAAGAUUCCCGAUAUACAAAAGACCCUAGAAACAGUCCAGUUCUUGAAGCUGAGAAAGGACGAGAUCGAACCCAUCGAAUCCACCUUUGAGCUCAACGAGACGCUCUACGCCAGAGCAAACAUUCCGCCGACAGACGAAGUUUACAUCUGGUUGGGAGCCAACGUUAUGCUGUCGUAUCCGGUUGACGAGGCCGAGACGCUGUUGUCGUCGAAGCUGUCAACGGCCAAGACGAGCCUGUCCAACUGCGAGGAGGACUUGGACUUUCUACGGGAACAGAUUACGACCAUGGAGGUAGCCAUUGCGCGGGUAUACAACUGGGAGGUCGUUCAGAAGCGAAAAGACAAGGUGACGGAAGAAGAGGAAAAGAAGCAGUCCAAGGACAGCGAGCAAUGA
Molecule: messenger RNA, 609 nt
Organism: Purpureocillium lilacinum
Lineage: Eukaryota; Fungi; Ascomycota; Sordariomycetes; Hypocreales; Ophiocordycipitaceae
Product: peptide chain release factor 1
Biological process (GO): tubulin complex assembly; protein folding; microtubule-based process
Cellular component (GO): prefoldin complex; cytoplasm
Molecular function (GO): tubulin binding
Source: RefSeq, a predicted model, not a curated record